Psammomys obesus (fat sand rat) is the source of this 4408-nucleotide messenger RNA. It is a transcript of the gene Spin1, whose product is annotated as spindlin 1. The transcript has 6 exons. The coding region runs from base 239 to 1027 and encodes 262 amino acids. Gene Ontology annotation, cellular component: nucleoplasm; cytosol. The record is from RefSeq and is a predicted model, not a curated record. Gene Ontology annotation, biological process: gamete generation; regulation of DNA-templated transcription. Lineage: Eukaryota; Metazoa; Chordata; Mammalia; Rodentia; Muridae.
AGGCGCCGUCUGGCUCGGGCUGGGCCGGCGGGGAGCGCGAGCGAGCCACGGCGGCCCCGUGGGCAGCCUCGGGGGCCGACAGAGUGCUUGGAAUUCCAUGGCUUUUCUCUGAACUUGUAAACGAAGACACCUGAAUGGUGGAUUAACAAGAACACUAACCUGUGGGAAGCUUCCUAUCUGAGAAUAUUGGAUUUUCACCCUAGUCCAGCAGCUCUGCUGCUCACAUAAAUACAGAUGAAUGAAGACCCCAUUCGGGAAGACACCUGGCCAGCGGUCCAGAGCUGAUGCAGGCCAUGCUGGAGUGUCUGCAAACAUGAUGAAGAAGAGGACAUCUCACAAAAAACAUCGGACCAGUGUGGGACCAAGCAAACCUGUGUCCCAGCCCCGGCGAAACAUCGUAGGAUGCAGGAUCCAGCAUGGAUGGAGAGAGGGCAACGGCCCUGUCACCCAGUGGAAGGGGACUGUCUUGGACCAGGUGCCUGUGAAUCCUUCCCUGUAUCUUAUAAAGUAUGAUGGAUUUGACUGUGUUUAUGGACUAGAACUUAAUAAAGAUGAAAGAGUGUCUGCACUUGAAGUCCUCCCUGAUAGAGUUGCAACAUCUCGGAUCAGUGAUGCACACUUAGCGGACACAAUGAUUGGCAAAGCAGUGGAGCACAUGUUUGAAACAGAGGAUGGCUCUAAGGAUGAGUGGAGGGGGAUGGUCUUGGCACGGGCACCUGUCAUGAACACAUGGUUUUACAUCACCUAUGAGAAAGACCCUGUCUUGUACAUGUACCAGCUGCUAGAUGAUUACAAAGAAGGCGACCUCCGCAUCAUGCCCGAUUCCAAUGAUUCGCCUCCAGCAGAGAGGGAGCCAGGUGAAGUUGUGGACAGCCUGGUAGGCAAGCAAGUGGAAUAUGCCAAAGAAGAUGGCUCGAAAAGGACUGGCAUGGUCAUCCAUCAAGUAGAGGCCAAACCCUCUGUCUAUUUCAUCAAGUUUGAUGAUGACUUCCAUAUUUACGUCUACGAUUUGGUGAAAACAUCCUAGAUGUCAUCACAAACUUUGCCAAAUUUGUGGAACUAUUAAAUGUAUAAUUUGUAGACAUAAAGACUUGAUUGCUUUCCAGUUUAAUGAAAGCUUAGAUGUCCCUGCGAACCCACAAUCUCCACCAGCAGAGCUGGUGUUGUUCUGAAUAGUGCAGACUGAUUCGAACACAAGGCAUCUGAGGGAGUCCUUCCUCUUCAGAGCAUCUGUGAGGGGAGUCCUUCCUCUUCAAAGCAUCUGUGUGAGGGGAUCCUCCCUCUUACAAGAAGGCUGUCUGUUGGGGGUUAUAAGCAAGGUGGUAAAAGUUAAGCUACUAUCAUAGUCAUUUAAAUCUGGAUAGGUUGUAACCAUUUUCCCCUUCACUCUGACACUGUCUUAUUCUGCUGCCACAAUGCAAGCAUAGUUUGUUAUUUUUGUUACUGCCUUUUUUGAGAGAUUCUGUAUCUAUAUAGCUACCUGUCUAGAUCUGCAUCUGUGUGCCUAUGUAUAUAUUAUACACACACACAGGCGCUCACCACUGGCACUCCUUUCCUUAUGGAUUGGGGUGGGGGGUGAUAAUGUUUUCUCCAGUUCAACAGGAGUGCUUGACCCAAGUCAGUCAUAUUUAUAAUAUGCCUGCUCUUUGUUUAAAAUUAAUAUUGGGCACAGGAAGCACACAGGGACAUUAGGUUGUUUCAGAAGUCAGAAUUUCAGAGUACCAUUUCAGUCUGGAGGCUUUUAGCUAUGAGUCCAGGUACAAAUUAGCCAUAAACAGUCAACAACCCACAGUAGAAUUUAGAAAACUGUUGAGAAAUCUGGGUAAAAGGCUGCCUUCUAUUCUAAGCUUUGUUUUCUGUGAUUUUUGUUAUUGUUGUUUGUUUUUUGUUGUUGUUUACUCUUUAGUCAUAAGUACUUUUAAAAUAAAGCCCAGGGCCUUGGUUCACACAAAUAGUAUAGAUGUGCUUUUAGAUGGCACAUUGGUCCAUUUGUACACACUGGUCAUCAGGAUGUUAGUACAUGGAUAUAAAAGGCAACAACACAUCAGUGGUUUUUAUAUGUGGUAAAUUCCUGCAAGAACAGUACAUUUGUAUUGAAAUGUAAGUUUUAAAUAUGGCAUUGUUGCCUUCUAUCAAGUUCUCUGGGACUUUUAAUUUUUGUUACUGUUAUUGUUGAUACACCACGAUUAUGGUCAGAAGGCCUCUUCUCCCCUUCCUUACCUGUUCCCACAACUCCUGGCUUUUUCCCCCCACAGAGAAUGUUGGACAAAUAUGGCUUCCUGCCUUGAUCCUGUUGUGGCAGUGCCUACUCCUGCUCCAGGUGUGCUAUUCAUGCAGGUUCAUUCCUCCGUGGCCCUGUUGGGCUCUGCAUGUCUGUGAUGUGUCACUGUGGAAGGCUCAGUCAUCCUUGCUGGUUAUGGGUGGAUAGCAGCUCUUCACCAUACAGUACAUUCAAAUGGUUUGUUCCUGGAAGGUUGUUUGAAGCUAAGAUAGAACUGAAAAUGUGGUUGGUGACUAGCCAAACAUCUGCUUGCUCUCACUUUGUUUUGGAAGAACCCUGGUAACUUGUCAGCUGGGACCAGUCUUCUUGAGGUUGGAAAUCCUUUUUGUGGCUGGGCAAAUUUGGAUAUUGUCAAGCAAACCCCAUAGACUUGGCCAAGUGUAGGUGUGCUUACCUUGUUGGGGCUCUUCCUGAUGCAAGAAAUCAUUCUGUGGUUUAAGGCACAUGGUACUUGGAUAUCCAUUUAGUCUCCACAGAGGCUGAACGCCUUACACUUCUGAAUGGUCACAACUGCUCACCAUGUGAACACAGUACCUCAGUUCUGUCCCUGGCUGCAAUCACCCUGUGCUCGCUGUUUUCUCAUAGGCACCCAGGGACAAGCUUCUCAGUGUAGUGUGAUAUACCCCAGUCUUUGGUGCUUCCAGUGUAUGUCAGCAGGUGUUGAUCUGCAUGUAAAUCUCAGAGCCCAUGUGACUGACAUCUGUGGCACAAGUAGGUAGGUGUGUCCUGCCUACACCGACAGUGCAGAGCAUGGCACAGUGACUGGACAGUAAAAUUCCUUUAGAAAUGUCCCAAGGGCUGGAUCAAUUGAAACAUGUCUGCCAUUAUCUGAUGACUUGCAUUGUGGUUUUCUGCAAGCAACCCAGGUUACUUUGGCUACCCAUGAACUCCCGGCCUGGAGGAAUGCAACAUGAUGGCGAUGAUGACCUUGAUCACUAUUCCAUUUAUUACCUUUACGGAAGGCUGAGGGAAGGGGAAGGUUUUUAUUUGUUCGUUUGUAUCUUAAUUGUUUUUCCACCCCUCGCCCUACUCUUUUCUUUUGGUGACUUCCACCACCCUUAAUGGUGACUGACUCUUGUCCUGAGCCUGCCACCUUGGGCUUCCCUUAGGCUCACGGUUCAGAUCUGCAUGCAUUGCUUGCAUUGUUCUGGUAUCUGAAUGUUGAUUCCUCAUUUAGGAGUUCAGCAUUAAUUUCCAAAAUUACCAUGGGGCUUGUGGCAACACAAGACAUGAAUCUGUGUAUAAAAUUUAUUGGCCUUCCUCACUUACCUGCUCUAGUAUCGUAUCGUGUGUGCGUGCGUGUGUGACGUCAGGCUGCCACGUAAACUUCAGAGAAGAACCUUAAAGCAGACCAUCCAUUUUUGCAUGCUCUCUUCUAAGUAGAAUGUUCAAUGUAACUAACUAAAAUUGCAUGUUAAAGAGACUUAGGUUCUUUCUUUAUUUCUUUCUAUUUGCUUUUGGUUUCCUGUAUAUUUGCUUACUGUGCUGUUUAGUGGUUGUAGGGUAAAGACGCACUGGUGAAGCAGUCGUAGCGCCGACAGAAGGUGAUUCCAGUUGUAUAUGUCACGCAGCAUUCGAAGGGACUGUGCACGCUCUAAAGAUCACAGUUGCUUCUAAGCCAGAUUUCCUUUCUAUUCUUGUUUUAUGUGCCAAACCCCGAAGUGCAUUGGGCCCGAAUCUCUGAACACGGUAGACCCAUUAGAAAGAAAACUUUUGUGAUCGUCACAAGUUGUAGUGCCUGAAAACACUUAACGCUGAUUGUGUAAGGGAUCAAAAGUCCUCCAAAGAUGACACAGGAAAACACUCAAGACAAUAAUUACGGUUGAAAUGUCUGUGUUCCUUGGGAAUGCUGCGCUCUCUGUAUUCUCCAUCAUUGGUGCAGUUCGAAUGAUUGAGUAGAGUUCAGAGGUCUUCGUGUUCACAUUUAAAACUAGAUAAACGACCUCAUUUUUUGAGCUUGAAUUCAUUUUUAAUUUUAUUUUAUACAACGUGUAGACAGUUUCCUGUUCUCUGCAUUUAGAAGUAUACACAGUACAACUCUGUUAAUUCUGUAAGUAAUUUUUAUAAUUAUGAUGUAACUCUAUCCUUCCUUAAAACAUUCAAAAUAAACCCUUUAUGUGCAACUUC